AUUCAGACUGCUACAAUCACCUUCCGCAGAUAGGGGGAGAAACUCUUCAUUUUUUUUAAAGUGCUGACCCGUUUUUCUCCACCACCCCAUUUUUUUUGGGGGGGAGGGGAAGUAUACAUCACCAGUCAUGGAGGUCAGCAUGGAGCCAGCUGACAACAUGGCUGCGGCCGCCAAUGCUGCCCAGGAUGAACUGAAUCAGCUUGAACGUGUCUUCUUACGUCUUGGCCAUGCAGAAACAGAUGAGCAAUUGCAGAAUAUUAUAUCCAAAUUCCUACCUCCUGUUCUUCUGAAACUUUCCAGUACGCAGGAAGGAGUACGAAAAAAGGUUAUGGAAUUGUUAGUUCACCUGAACAAACGUAUCAAAAGUCGUCCCAAAAUCCAACUGCCGGUGGAGACUUUACUAGUUCAGUACCAAGAUCCUGCUGCAGUGUCCUUUGUCACAAAUUUUACAAUAAUAUAUGUUAAAAUGGGUUACCCUCGUUUACCUGUGGAAAAGCAAUGUGAGCUGGCUCCCACUCUCCUUACUGCAAUGGAAGGAAAACCUCAACCCCAACAAGACAGCCUAAUGCACCUUCUAAUACCAACCCUUUUUCACAUGAAAUAUCCUGUUGAACCUCUGAAAGCAGCUUCUCCAUUUAAUCUUGCUGAAAAACCAAAGACUGUGCAGCUGCUCUUGGAUUUUAUGCUGGAUGUUCUCCUUAUGCCAUAUGGAUAUGUAUUGAAUGAAUCCCAGAGUCGCCAGAGUACACCAACAGGACAGGGCUCCUCUUCAUCAAGUAGUUCUGGAGGUUCUGGGAUCCCUCAGCCUCCUCCAGGGAUGAGCUUUUAUGCAGCCAGGCGGGUAAUUGGAGACAGUCCAUGGACACCUGAACAGUUGGAACAGUGUAAAUUGGGCAUUGUGAAAUUUAUUGAAGCUGAGCAGGUGCCUGAACUUGAAGCUGUAAUACACCUGGUCAUUGCUUCCAGCGACACACGUCACAGUGUAGCCACUGCAGCAGAUCUUGAACUCAAAAGCAAGCAAAGUUUAAUAGACUGGAACAAUCCAGUCAUCAUCAACAAGCUAUAUAAAGUGUACCUUGGGGACAUACCACUGAAAACCAAGGAGGGAGCAGUUCUGAAGCCAGAAUUAAAACGUGAUCCAGUCAGCACACGGGUUAAAUUAAAGAUAAUCCCUCAUCUUCUGCGCUCUAGGCAAGCUGCAGAAACGUUUCCUGCAAAUAUUCAGGUGGUCUAUGAUGGACUUUUUGGUGCAAAUACCAAUGCAAAACUGAGAACCUUGUCUCUUCAAUUUGUGCAUCAUAUUUGUGUAAUUUGCCCCGACAGUAAGAUAAAGCCACUAGGCCCAAUGCUUCUGAAUGGACUGACAAAACUGAUUAACGAAUAUAAAGAGGACCCCAAAUUGUUGUCAGUGGCCUAUUCAGCUGUUGGAAAACUCUCCAGCCGAAUACCUCAGCUGUUCACCAAGGACCUGGCAUUAGUCCAACAGUUUUUUGAAGCUCUUUCUAAGGAAGAUCCUGAUACCAGGCUUGCUAUUCAAGAGGCCUUGUCCAUGAUGGUUGGAGCAUACACCAGUUUAGAAGGAGCCCCACGUACUCUUAUGGAGGCGCUUGUGGCCUCAAACCUAAUUAAGCCUCAAGUCCAAGUACGCCAGGUGGCUGUAAAGUUUGCCAGCACAGUGUUCCCUUCAGAUCACAUUCCUUCAAGAUAUUUACUGCUUUUAGCUGCAGGAGACCCACGGGAAGAAGUACAUGGAGAAGCACAACGGGUGCUUAGAAUGUUUCCUGGUAAAAAUGAAAAGGAAAGUGGUGAUAAACAAAUGCCUUCCUUCCCAGAAAUGGUCCAGUAUAUUCAAGAAAAGGCUUCUCACAGAAUGAAAACUCCUGCUAAAUAUAUGACUGGAACUACAGUUAUGCCUUUCAACCCAGCUACUUUUGGAGAGAUAGUCCUGUACCUUCGUAUGUGUCUUGCUCACAGUGCUGGUGUGGUGCCCACCUCUCAGAGCUUAGCCGAAAUGCAAGAUCAUGCUCCAGCAAUUGGCCGUUACAUAAGAAACCUCCUGUCUGGACAUGUUAUAACAUCCUCUUCGUCAAAGGGUGGUGAAAGCAACCCUGUGCAGAUCUACAUAAGUCUUCUUCAGCAGCUGCUCUCUGGUGUUGGAGCGACACCGGAAGUGGCAUCACUUCCAGUAUUGCAGGAUUUCGGCAGCUGCACCGCUCAUUCUUCCAUCUUUCCUCCUUUCGGGUUCGGUGUGGGUUUGCCAGUCAUGUACUGUCUGUUGGAGGUGGUUUCAGUCUAUCCUGAAAAAUUAGCUGCAAGAUUUGUAGACAAAAUGGAUUGGAUAAAGAGCCUUAUGAAUACUAAUAAGGAAGAAAUGCGGGAGCUGGCUGCUUUGUUUUAUUCAGUAGUGUUGUCAACAGUGUCAGAAAAUGAAUUUAAAACUUCUGUUCAGCACCUGAUAAAAACAGCAAAAGACAAUCACAAUCUGGAAAUGCAACAUGGAUCAUUGAUGGCUCUAGGAUUCACAGUAGGACGGUAUUUGUCAAAGAGAAAAACUAGGAUGGUAGAACUGCAUAACUUAGGAGAUCCAAAUACGAUUGUUGCUCCAGAACAAGACCAGUUGAUAAAGUCAACAACGGAAACUAUAGGUUCCUUUUUGGAUAGUACCUCCCCACUUUUGGCAGUAGCAGCUUGUACAGCACUGGGGGAAAUAGGGAGGAAUGCCCCUCUCCCCAUCCCCAAUGAAGGCACUGGAUUUACAAAACUCCAUCUUGUUGAAAGUUUACUAGCCAGAAUCCCUUCAGGCAAGGAAACCAAUAAGAUGAAAGAACGAGCUACACAAACACUAGGUUACUUUCCAGUAGGAGAUGGAAACUUCCCCCACCAGAAGCUACUCUUACAAGGAUUAAUGGAUUCCGUAGAGGCCAAGCAAAUUGAACUGCAGUUUACUGUUGGUGAAGCUAUUACUAGUGCUGCAAUAGGAACCAGCUCUGUAGCAGCGCGUGAUGCAUGGAUGGUAACUGAAGAAGAGUACACUCCUCCUGCUGAUGUGAAAGUUAAUGAUGUGGUCCCCUGGGUCUUGGAUGUCAUUUUGCAUAAACACAUUGUCAGCCCCAAUCCUCAUGUAAGGCAAGCAUCCUGCAUCUGGCUUUUGUCACUGGUGAAGAAGCUCAGCACCCACAAAGAAAUUAAGUCUCAUCUCAAAGAAAUACAAACUUCAUUUGUAUCCAUUCUGUCCGACAGUGAUGAACUCAGUCAAGAUGUUGCUUCUAAAGGCCUUGGUUUGAUAUACGAACUUGGUAGUGAACAAGAUCAACAGGAGCUGGUUACUACUCUUGUUGAAGCUCUUAUGACCGGGAAAAGAGUUAAGCAUGAAGUGACUGGGGAAACAGUGAUGUUCCAGGGAUCAGGCCUUGGCAAGACUCCAGAUGGCCAGGGUCUUUCUACUUACCAGGAGCUUUGUUCGCUUGCUAGUGACCUCAAUCAGCCAGACUUGGUGUACAAGUUCAUGAAUUUGGCCAAUCAUCAUGCAAUGUGGAACUCUCGGAAGGGAGCAGCUUUUGGUUUUAAUGUGAUUGCUACCAAAGCUGGAGAGCAGCUGGCUCCUUUUCUUCCUCAGCUGCUUCCUCGUCUCUAUCGAUACCAGUUUGACCCCAAUCUUGGGAUUCGGCAGGCUAUGACCAGCAUUUGGAAUGCGCUAGCGACAGACAAAUCUGCAGUGGACAAAUAUAUGAAAGAAAUCCUUGAUGAUUUAUUAAGCAACCUGACCAGCAGCAUGUGGCGGAUCCGAGAGUCCAGCUGUCUAGCACUGAAUGACCUGCUAAGAGGAAGACCCUUGGACGACAUUAUUCAUAAGCUUCCAGAAAUAUGGGAAACUCUCUUUAGAGUACAAGAUGACAUAAAGGAAUCUGUACGAAAGGCAGCAGAGUUAGCCCUUAAAACAUUAAGUAAGGUGUGUGUGAAGAUGUGUGACCCUUCAAAAGGAGCAGCAGGCCAGAGAACAAUAGCUGUACUGUUGCCAUGCCUUCUUGAUAAAGGAAUGAUGAAUACAGUGACUGAAGUGCGAACCCUCAGCAUUAACACUCUGGUGAAGAUCAGUAAAAGUGCUGGGGCCAUGCUCAAACCACAUGCACCCAAACUCAUCCCAGCUUUGUUAGAGUCUCUGAGUGUGCUGGAGCCCCAGGUACUCAAUUACUUGAGUCUACGCGCUACGGAACAGGAGAAGGCUGCGAUGGAUAGUGCAAGACUCAGUGCUGCUAAAUCCUCCCCCAUGAUGGAAACUAUCAAUAUGUGCCUACAGUAUUUGGAUGUUUCUGUUCUGGGUGAACUGGUUCCUAGGCUGUGCGAGCUGACUAGGAGUGGAGUAGGCAUCGGCACUAAGGGUGGUUGUGCUAGUGUAAUUGUAUCACUAACCACACAGUGUCCCCAAGACCUGACACCAUAUUCAGGCAAGCUCAUGAGUGCUUUGCUGAGUGGCCUAACUGAUCGCAACACUGUGGUGCAAAAAACUUUUGCAUUUGCGAUGGGACAUCUAGUUCGGACCUCACGGGAUAGCAGCACUGACAAAUUGCUACAGAAGCUGAACAGCUGGUACAUGGAGAAAGAAGAACAAGUCUAUAAAAUGGCCUGUGCAUUAACUGUCCAUGCUAUUGGGCGCUACAGCCCAGAUGUACUAAAGAAUCAAGCCAAGCAUGUCUUGCCCCUGGCCUUCCUGGGCAUGCAUGAGCUUCCUGAAGAAGAAAAAGAAGAGAAGGAGGAUGGCAACCUGUGGACUGAAGUCUGGCAGGAAAAUGUGCCCGGUACCUAUGGUGGCAUAAGGCUCUAUAUGGAGGAAUUGAUAGGAAUCACUCAGAAAGCUUUGCAGUCCCAGUCUUGGAAGAUGAAAGCUCAGGGAGCAGCUGCCAUGGCGUCUAUAGCAAAACAAACUGGCUCCUUGGUCCCUCCCCACUUGGGCAUGGUGCUCACUGCUCUGUUGCAAGGCCUGUCUGGGAGAACAUGGACAGGAAAGGAGGAGUUAUUGAAAGCUAUUGCCAGUGUCGCCUGUUCAUGCAGCACAGAGUUGCACAAGCCAGUGCACAACCAGCCCAGUAUGGAUGACAUUCUUCAGGCUAUGCUUAAGGAAUGCCGCAAAGAGAAUCUCAGGUACAAGAUUGUGGCUCUCCGGUGCACGGCAGAUGUGCUGAAGACCACGCAGGAAAAUCGGUUCCAGGAGCUGACAGACAUCAUAUUUCCAAUAAUAAAGAAGAAUUGUCCUGAGAACAUGGGAACCAGUUCACCCCAGGACAAUGAUGAGGACGAGAAUGAAUAUGAAAAGGAGCUCCAGAUGGAAUCUCUCCUCUGUGCCUUUGAGAGUUUGGGCAAAGCAUGGCCUACAAAUGCAGAAACACAAUGCUGCUAUCAACAAGAGCUGUGCAAACUAAUGUGUGAGCGGCUGAAACUCAGUACAUGGAAAGUACAGCUUGGAGUGCUCCAAGCUAUGAAGGCUUACUUUCAAGGGUUGCUGUUGCUUGAAGCAGAACACUCGGAUCCUGAGACUUUGACAAGAAUACUGUUAGAAACCUGUUCCUCUAUUACCCAUUCUCUAGAGAAUAGAAGCUACACCUCCAUAAGGACGGAAGCCUUGUCAGUGAUAGAACUACUGCUUACAAAACUUGAAGAGUCGAAACAGUGGGAAAGCCUGAGUGCAGAAAGCAGAGAACUCCUCACUGGCUCAUUAACAGCCCUGAUGCUGGAUAGCAGGCCGGAGCUACAAGAGAAAGCAACUUUGUUAAAGAAAACCUUAGAAAAUCUUGAAUGAACUGACAACCAACCAAGUGCCAUGCAAAACAAAGCAAGGAGAAAUAGAAGAGCACAGUGAGCUCUGAAUACAGGAGAGGAAAAGUAAAGACGACUUUGUAGCAUGCAUCAUUCCUUGGCUAAAAUAAAGAACACCUUGAAUUCUG
This is a messenger RNA of Rhineura floridana, 5939 nucleotides long. RefSeq names its product Ecm29 proteasome adaptor and scaffold (gene ECPAS). Gene Ontology annotation, molecular function: molecular adaptor activity. Gene Ontology annotation, biological process: proteasome assembly. Bases 128 to 5794 code for a protein of 1888 amino acids. Gene Ontology annotation, cellular component: cytoplasm; nucleus. The record is from RefSeq and is a predicted model, not a curated record. NCBI's taxonomy places the organism in Eukaryota, Metazoa, Chordata, Lepidosauria, Squamata, Rhineuridae. The transcript has 51 exons.